CUGACACUCCCACCACUCCCUCUGCCAACCAGAGGGAGGACUGUCACUACCAAGUCAGGACUUCACUCUUCACUUUCUCUCCCAGUAAAGUGGCAUUCAUCACUGGCUUCUUGCAGCUCAAAGAGAAAGCCAGGUUCAGCUGGCGGACAGCUCUCCUGCAGAGCCAUGUUGCUUUGGUCGGUGUGGAGUGCAAUAUUGCUACUGACCCCGCUGGAAGCUGCAGAGGAGGACGGUGACGUCCGGGCAGGCUGCAGCACAGCUGUAAAUGACCUGGUGUAUAUUGUUGAUGGCUCAUGGAGUGUUGGGUUCUCUGACUUUGAUACGGCCAAGCAGUGGCUUAUCAACAUCACCAGCCAAUUUGACAUCAGCUCCCACUACACACAGGUGGCUGUGAUCCAGUACAGUGACACACCUCGUCUGGAGAUUCCUCUGGGGAAGCACCAGGGAGGAGCAGAGCUAAUACAGGCCAUACAGAGCAUCACCUAUUUGGGAGGAAACACACAGACUGGACGGGCCAUCAAGUUUGCCGUGGACCACGUCUUCCCCUCAUCCCAGAGGGCCAGCCAAGUUAAGAACCGAAUUGCUGUGGUGGUCACUGAUGGAAAAUCUCAGGAUGAUGUGGUGGAUGCCAGUAUGGAGGCAAGAGCUCAGGGCAUUACAGUAUUUGCAGUUGGAGUUGGUAACGAGAUCACCACCUCAGAGCUGGUAUCCAUCGCCAAUAAACCAUCAUCCACCUAUGUCCUGUAUGCUGAAGAUUACACCACCAUAGACCGUAUCCGAGACUCCAUGGAACAGAAGCUAUGUGAAGAGUCUGUAUGUCCGACACGAAUCCCAGUGGCAUCUCGUGAUGAGAAAGGCUUUGAGCUGAUGGCGGGCAUGAACAUUCAGAUGAAGGCCAAGAAGAUCCCUGGCUCUCUGGUUACAGAGGCAGCAUACGCCCUCACCGCCUCCACAGACAUUACUGAGAAUACCAGGGAGAUUUUCCCAGAAGGUCUCCCUCCAUCCUAUGUGUUUGUGGCCACCCUGCGUCUAACAGGGUCUUCUAGCAAGCUGACCUUUGACCUUUGGAGGGUGCUGUCAAAAGAUAAGGAGAUCCAGGCUGCAGUGACACUGAGUGGGAAAGAUAAAACUGUCACCUUCACCACUACUGGUAUAACACAAAAGGAGCAAAGAGUCAUCUUUAAAGCUGGCUUUCAGACUCUGUAUGAUGGAAAAUGGCAUCAGCUCAAACUUCUAGUGAGGCCACGCCAGGUCACCAGUUUCCUUGACGAUCAACUGAUCCAGGAAGUCAUUUUGGAACCAGUGGAGCCCAUUUACAUCAAUGGGGAGACACAGGUGGCUAAGAGGAGAGGAAUGCGCAUCACUGUGCCUCUGGAGAUUCAGAAGCUGCGUCUGUACUGUGAUCCUCAUCAGAGCGAGAGAGAAACAGCUUGUGAGAUCUACUCUGUGGAUGAUGAAAGGUGUCCUCUGAAUCGAACAGCCACUGUGGAGGAGGAAGACUGCAACUGCGUAGUCGGACCACCAGGGCAGCGUGGCCCGCCAGGACGCAUGGGUUUUCGAGGGGAGAAAGGAAGGGAAGGGCCGCCAGGACCUGAUGGUAAGCCUGGUAAGGAUGGAAAUCCUGGAGAACCUGGUCCUCCUGGGUUACCAGGGCUGAAGGGUGAAAGUGGCCCUGCAGGACUGAGUGGGGAGCCUGGUCUACAAGGUAACAAGGGAGACAGAGGGGAGCAAGGCUUACCGGGAGAACCAGGAUCCCCUGGACUCAAGGGUCUUCCUGGUGAAAGAGGUGAACCAGGACCUCAAGGAGAGGCUGGAUUAGUGGGGGAGCCAGGACGACCAGGCACCGGUGGAUUGGUUGGACCACCAGGACCAAAGGGAGAGAAAGGAGAUCCUGGGUCAGCUGGAGCUGCUGGAGCUCAAGGUGCCCCGGGUGUCCAGGGACCUCCUGGCGAAGUGGGCCCAAAGGGACCUCUGGGAGAGAGAGGGUUGCCUGGGCCACAGGGACUACCUGGCAUCAAGGGAAUCCAGGGGCCCCGGGGGCCGCCCGGAGAGAUCGGCCAAGAUGGUCCCAAGGGAAAGUGUGGAGAUCCAGGGGUCGCUGGCUCUCUUGGUCCACCAGGCCAGAAGGGCUCAACAGGGGAGCCAGGUUUUCCAGGACUGCCAGGUAGCAUGGGGCUGCCAGGGUUCAAAGGUCAUAAGGGGGAGAGAGGAGAGCCUGGUCCUAAAGGAAAGCAGGGGGAGAGAGGCAGAGAUGGAGAUCCAGGGGAUCCUGGUGUGCCUGGCGAAGUGGGACCCAGGGGAUGGAAAGGAGAGAAAGGUGUGACAGGUGACGUGGGCCUCAGAGGGCCUGAAGGAAAGAAGGGGGACAUGGGCCACAUGGGUCCAGCUGGUCCCAGGGGAUUUCCUGGCCAGGAUGGGUUGCCAGGCCAACCAGGUCAGCCAGGAUAUCCAGGAAAACCUGGCAAGCCUCCCUCAGAUGAACAUCUUCUAAAGCUCUGCACUGAUGUUCUGCGUAACCAACUCCCAGCAUUGCUCCAGACCCUGGCCCCCCCAGCUAGGUGUGAACCCUGUCAGAGUGUGAAGGGACCCCCGGGUGAGCCAGGAGCACCGGGUCCCAAAGGCUCCAUGGGAACUCCAGGCUAUCCUGGCAGGAGCGGCGCUCCCGGUUACCCAGGACCUCCUGGAAUGCAGGGUCCUGCAGGCCUCAAAGGUGACAUGGGACCAAGAGGACUCAAAGGCAGCAAAGGAGAAGGUUACCGUGGACCUCCGGGACCACCUGGACAGCCAGGAAUUCAGGGUCCUCGUGGCUUUGAUGGAAUCGGCCAUCCAGGAAAUCAAGGAAUUCCUGGAAAACCAGGACCCCCAGGAGAUCCUGGUAAACGGGGCAGCCCGGGGCUUCCAGGGAUGUGUGAUAUUUCCAUGUGUUACCAGACCUACAACCUCAGGGAACAUUACAGUAAAGGACCCAAUGUAUGAUGACAUAGCAGUGUGGGCGAGGCAAGUGUUUUGAGGAAGCGACUAUAUUACUGUAUUACAGAUUUACAGACGUGCGUGGGACUGUCCUUUAUGACCGAGUAUGUGGAAAACAGCUGCACUGGAGGCAGACAAACCCUCAUUAUUUGAGUUUUACUGAUAUGGGCAGGGCAUUUAUUCAUGAUUAUGGAAUUCAUGAUCAAAGACGGUCAGCAGGCUAGCAGUAGCUUACUGAGAUACAAGACUAACAUGGCUACUUAAUAUUUUAAACUUGCAAAGUUUGACAGCAGGUUUAAAUGGUGAUUUCUAAUCCUGAGUAGGUCUGAUGAGCACCAAAAUGGUUAUAACUGAGCUGUGUUGUUGUUUUGGAUAACUAGCAUGAGAAUUAGGAUUUGGGAUAACAUAACAAAAUAGCUACCUCCUCUUUUACCUGAGUCACUCUUUAAGUUAGUGAUAAAGAAGGCUUUGCUAACAAGACAAGAUGCUAACAUGCUAGCAUCACCAGCAGCCUGGUCGAACUCCAACACAACCUGCACGCACCAAAAACAGACAAAUCUACUCAAGGAAAUUUCAAUGUAAUCAAUACAAGGUUAUCGUGUAUUAAAAUGAAGCCAAAUAAGACUUUGGGCUUUCUUUUAUACUGUGAAUAAUGUGGCAAAAAAGAUGAAUUGAUAAUUUUGAAUUCUAAUAACUGUAUAUUAUUCAUGGAAAUGGGCAAGAUUAGUUCUCAUGCUGUGCUUGAACGAUGUGGUUGUUUUGACUUCACCAGUUGAGAUUUAUAUCAGCCUGUGAGGUUAGAUCUCCUUCAGUGCAGCUCUGCGUCAGAGAAAAUUAUUUUAUCUACAACUUCAAGUGCAGUGCAGUCUUUGAUGGUGAACUGGGAUACAUCACAGUGAAGGAAUGGGACACACCAUUCACCACAUAAUUAUUUAGUGAAAGGCAAAAGAAAAGAUAACGUUCACGAAUUAACGGGAAAAAAAAGAAAAAGAAAAAAAAAAAACCUCACUGAUGAAUCAUUCCAACCACAACCUAUUUCUAUCACUGGGGCUUGUGCUAAUUCAUCACUGUGACAGACAGGGUUGUGAGAAUCCAUUCACUGACUUUUUUUUUUUUUUAACCCAUCUUUGUUUUUGUGUUCAUCAAUAUAUAGACUUAAUUUGCAUUGUUUCUGUACAUGUGGAUUACCAUAAAGUCUCAAAAAGUGACUCUAUUUACCUCAGCUGCAGAUUUAUGCAGGUUCAUAUUAUUGACAGGCCUUUAUUUUUAUUUUCCCCAUGUUUUUGUUAAGUAUAUCUUAUCAUGUUUUAGAAAGAAGCCUCCCUGUUCCCUGAUUGUCUCCCAUUUUAAAUGCUGUUUAUGCUAUAAGGUACAAUUAGUAACUCGAAACUUCCUCCAUGUGUAAUUCAUGUCUUCAAAAUGUUUGAAUAGUGUGCAUUUCCACAGCACUAAUUCCAUCAGUACAACAACAAAGUCUUGUCCUGCUCACCACUCUGUUGCACUUCAGAAAACUGAAAUACUGUUGUUUUUUUUUGUCUGUUUUUUUUAAAUUCAGUGAUCAUUUCCAGUUGCUUGCAUUCUCCAUUUGUUGCACUAGAUUAAGUUACUAUAAAUGAAUCAAUAACAUUUCCUGCAUCAACACUUCAAGUGGCUCAAAGAGCCCUACCAUUCCUUGUAGCAAAUAUCUGCAGGAACUGUUGUGUUUCACUGACAGUAACUUAACUACACUUGUAAAGUUAAAUGAUUGGAAAAAAAACUGGAACUAAAACCGUAAUUAGUCUUACAAAGAGAAAUUCAGAGUAGCAGAGUGGUGAGUAUGUUGCUGGUUUUGAGACUCUUUCAUUAUUCAAAUACUUGCUUUUAUUUGAGAAUUUAUCAUUCAUAAUGAUAAUGCAACAGAAAUGUUAAAAGAUUAACAUUUAACAUUGCCAAUAUGUUGAUUAAAUAACAGCAAAGCACCAUAUCCAUGUAGUGAUUAUCAAAUAUGGCAGUAUUAGUUCUGAGCUGGAUCAGGGAAAAAAAAAAAAAGUAGAAAUCAGUUAAAUUCAAGGAAACUGCAGCAAUCAGAGGUUCCAUCUGUGGGGAUGGAGUAAAUCCACACAAAUCUUUUGCAUCAGGUUCAAUACUGGUAAAUUUUAUGAUAUUUAAAGUGAUAAACAUUGUUAACAUUGCUGGCCUUUGAAGAAACUGAGAACUGGAGAGUCCACAAUGAAGAAACUAUGGUGGCUACACGCAAGUGUUGCACCAUUCACUUUUAUUUAACCUCCUCUGAUGGAAUAUAAACUCCUCCAUAAAAGACGGAUGGCCUGCAGACAGUUGCAAAAAGGGACGUGAUCAUUCAAGUACAUGUUUUGAAUACACGUAUGUGUGUUAGUUUACACGUUAACUUAUUUUCCCAUUACCUGCCUUGUUAACUGACAGUACAGAUUUUUCCCUCUUCAGUGUUACUGAAUUAAAUGAUGCAUAAUUCAUAAAAAAAACAAAACAGUGCAGACAAUGUAACCAAGAACCUGAGAUGUAGAGAGACAGUCAUGACAUCAAAUCCAGGCUAGCCUCUGUAACUCAAUAAAAUUUCUCAAUCAGCAUUUCUUGAGGCAUGUUACCGGGGUUUACUUCCCAUAGUCUAAGACAAAACAACUCCACUACAGCAGCUAUAAUACGUUGAAACCUCUGUGAUUUAACAAAGUUAAAUGAUGAUCACUUUGUGAGCACACAAAACACCAAGCUCCCAUGGAAAUUUACCAAUGUGGCAGCAAAGGUACUGACACCACUGUAUCUAUAUCCAUAAAAGUCACCCAAACUCCUCUAAACUCAUUUUGCCAGAUUUUUAAACUAAUCUCUGCUGUCUACAAACCACUCCUAUCUGUCCAUCUGUCACCACAGACACAUCUGAGCUACCCCCUCAACUCAUCCAAGAGUGUCAAGGGUUCAUGGGAAAUUGUAUUCCCUGAAGGCCUCUAAAAACAGAAAUAAAUACUGACAUAAUGUUGAGAAAGGCUCUGGAUUUUUAGUCAUUAGCAUAGUUACAAAUGUCAGUGUGUCAGUUUUACUUACUGAAUAACACUAGAAUGUUUGCAGCAGUUUGACAUGCUAGGUUGCCCGCUUUUCAUUUUCUCUGUAGCACCUUCUGGAAUGAUCAGACCUUUAGUCUGUGGUCUGUGCUCUGUUGACAUAGCUUUGUGCACUGUGCUGGCAUAUGAUUGGCUGCCUGGAGUCACAAUCACAAAAGCACUGAGCCAUACACUUUAGAUUCCUUACAGUUGUAUUUGUUGGCUUCCUCAUUCAGUGAAGCAUCUGCUUCCCUUGUCUAUGUUGUUACUCUGUUAUGCAAUGUCAAGUCUAGAUAGAGUGAUUUUAGCAACAGUUCGCUUCUACAGAUUCACCUACAGCAAUAAGCAGGGAAACUGUGUUUGCAAGGAACAAGUCAAGUUUCCCCCCAGAAUUCAGAUUACUGAUUUUCCAGAGCCUUUUACAAAAAAUUGUUGGGUUUUUUUUUUUGUUGGUUUCUUGUCCCAUUUUCUUGAGAAGAGAGACUUAAAAUUCCAUGUGGCUAUGACUGAUUAUCAUCAUAAAACUCUGUCAAAGACCUGGAACCUUUCCACAUGCCCUGUGCCCUGUGGGAUUCAGAUCUCAGGAUGCCUGUUUCCAAACUGUUGCUUGUUGCUCUAAAAUUGUACAUUUUAACUUGGAAGGUUUCAAAGUAUCGCAGCUGUAAGAGUCUUGAGCUGUCAUGUACAGAGUCAUUCAAGUCUUAAAAUGUGGUCAGAAUGUACAUGUGGGCAUUGAGCCAACAGUCCUGCUAGAGGGGCGGUGAAGAGCGUCAAUGUGCUCAUUAAAUUUCAUGUAAAGAUCUACCUGUUAGAUGUUUUUAUGGACAUUUGGACAAAUAUGUCAUUAUUGGGCUUGAGACUUAAAUUCAUGGAGGUUUCUGAUUGGCGGAACACAUCAUAAAAUGACAUUAAGUUGUUGAAUCAACUUCAAAUGCUGAAAACUAGCUGACCUGGAUGGACAUGUGUCAUUCUUCGAGCAGGUGAUUAGAAAAUCAUCUUUGCUUUUUUUGCUAGAGACUAAAAGUUCUUGCCCUAUCCUGCUCCAAUUUUAACAUCUUUUGAGUUCUAAUACAUCGUGAAACUGCAAUCCUAAAUUAUUGGAGUACCCCUUCAUCCUCGAGUUUUACUAGCCUGAACCUAACAAUACAUGGGACACACUGACAUCAACCAUGUACAAAAGUUUGUGGUCAUUUAAAUGAAUAAAUAUUGAAUGUUGGUAGUAAUGUUUGUACAUCCAACCACCCACUGCAGCCUCCCACCGAGGGCUUUUUGUAGCAGUACAUCAGUGUCACAUUAUUUCCACUUUAGCUACUGACUAAGCCCCUGUUUUUCUGCUGAGUACAGUCACACAUUUAAUGCUGUGACUUAGUCUGAAAGGUGUAGCCGUAGGUGGAUUUAACACAGUAUCAUGAAAAGCUUUUUAUGUUUGUUUUGGAUAUUCUAUGUAUGACCUGUCCUUCAUUAGUGCUGACACCCACAGUAAAAGGUGUCAGCUUAUCAGUAACAUUCUUCAGUUAAUCUUCUGCUGCCGAUGGUGACAUGAUAAGACAUGUUUGGCAUUUUGAGUUUUGUGAUGUAAUUAUUUCAUCGUUUCAGAAUACAGGGGUUAAAGUCUUUAACAAGGUUCUUGUGUAGGACUUGUUUGCAUUUCUGUCUGUCCUCUGUAAUUGAAAUAUAUUCCAAGAAGCAUCCAUUUGUAUCAUUUCCAAUGUUAAUAUUAUUUGUAAUAUCCAUAAAUGCUGGAAAAAUGUAGUGUUUACAGUGAUAUUUUUGUACAUAUGAUCAGCAACUUUUGAAUUUACACUACAUUAUUAUGUUUGUUGUAAAAUUAUUUUAUAUUAAAAUAAACUUUAAUUA
Lates calcarifer (barramundi perch) is the source of this 7877-nucleotide messenger RNA. Its product is annotated as collagen alpha-1(XXI) chain. The record is from RefSeq and is a predicted model, not a curated record. The transcript has 32 exons. Lineage: Eukaryota; Metazoa; Chordata; Actinopteri; Centropomidae. Bases 166 to 2976 code for a protein of 936 amino acids.